AUGUCUACGCUGGCAGAGGCAUAUAUCUGUCACGUAGGCGUUGUCCUGGACUUACUCGUCCAGGACAAGGACCUCGACCCUGUCUCACAGUCGUUUGUCUCUCCAAACCCAUUGCCACUCGACUUUGUCGAUGCCUCCACACCACAUUAUAUCCAGAAGGUCGAUGCCUCCUUACAGCGGGUCGUUCAAAAGAUGUUCAGACUGGAGAAUGAGCUCGCAAAACACAACAGAUACAUCAAGACCCUCCAACCCGUUAACUCACUUGUUUCGGAUAUCACUCUCGCUCCUCCCAUCCUUACACCGCCCGUUGAUUCGCUCUCACCUCCCAUCCCAGCCUCCUCCAGGUGGAACGAGGGUAAUUGGGAGUUCGUCAACCAUCCUCCGACCAAUACAAGCAUACAGCAGGAGCGGCCACUGUACCCAAUGCAGACGCUAUCGCAAGCAAGGUCCAUCCAUACCCUGUUGCCCGUAAGCCCUUCAAACAUCCCGGUCCAACCUAGGUUGGCUGCCUCGGCUUCAGCAGCACACUCAAUCGAUGCCACCGAUAAUGGAUCUGUUUGCUUCGUCCAACCUACGGAUUUGAAUGGUCAGGCCUCUGGGCACGGUCAGACCUUCAUCUCUUCAUCCAUCACUGCGUCAACUUCGCCCCCCGUUGCAUCCUCAAAAGAUCUGCGCUCCUCUCCUCUUUGCUCUCCAACAAGCCUCGACAGCUCCGCCGUGGCCAUAUCGACAACGACAGCAGCAGCAGCUGGAACCGUUCCCUGCGCUCAAUGUAUUCACCAAUGUGCCCUGGUGGCAGCAGCCGUCGUCCGAGGAGACCUUGGUGUUCGGAUAGAGUGUCACAACAACGCUUGUCACCAGUCUGCGUUGAACAUCUCUAUCAACGAAAUGGUAACUAAGCUAUCCAAGUUUACGGAGGAGGUCAUUCAGGUCGCUGCUCAAGGAGUUGAGGGCAAGCUUGGUGUGCAAGCCAACAUGGAGGACGAUCGCGGUAUCUGGAAGGAGUUUGUCACUCAUCUGAACACCAUGACAGCAGACCACAUGGAGCAGGUCCGUGAUAUCGCCUCUGUCUGCACAGCUGUGGCUCACGGUGAUCUCAGUCGUAAGAUCAAGGUGGAUGCUAAGGGAGAAACCCUCGUUCUGAAAACCACUAUUAACACCAUGGUUGAUCAUCUUCGUUCGUUCUCGUCCGAGGUCACUCGAGUCGCUCACGAAGUCGGAACAGAAGGCAAACUGGGCGGACAGGCACGCGUGAGAGGCGUAGAUGGUACUUGGAAGGAGCUGACCGACAAUGUCAACACCAUGGCUGCCAACCUUACAGCGCAAGUGCGGUCGAUUGCCGAGGUUACCACUGCCGUCGCCUGUGGAGACUUGAGUAAAACGAUUGAUGUUGAGGCGCAGGGUGAGAUUUCGGAGCUGAAGAAGACCGUAAAUUCCAUGGUGGAACAGCUCAGGACGUUCGCUGCAGAGGUCACUCGUGUCGCUCGUGAGGUCGGUACUGAGGGCAAAUUGGGCGGUCAGGCCGAGGUCGAAGACGUUGGUGGUACGUGGAGGGAGCUGACAGAGAACGUCAACACCAUGGCUGCUAACUUGACGACGCAGGUGCGUGAUAUUGCGAGUGUUAGUAAGGCUGUCGCUAGAGGAGAUCUGUCCAAGAAGAUCACUGUCGAGGUUAAAGGAGAGAUGAUGGAUCUCAAACAUACCAUCAACACCAUGGUGGACCAGCUGCAGGAGUUCGCCACAGAGGUCAGUCGUGUCAGUUUGGAAGUCGGCACUGAAGGAAAGCUGGGCGGACAAGCGCAUGUCAAAGACGUCAGCGGAACCUGGAAAGAAUUGACGGACAAUGUAAAUCUUAUGGCCUCGAAUUUGACUGGCCAGAUGCGAGACAUUGCGACAGUCUGCAAAGCUGUGGCCUGCGGUGACCUCACCAAGAAGGUUAGUGUGCCAGUCCAGGGCGAGAUUCUGGAUCUCAAGGAGACUAUGAACACCAUGGUGGACCAAUUGCGAACCUUCGCUGCGGAGGUCACCCGUGUCGCCCGCGAGGUCGGAACUGAAGGAAACCUUGGUGGCCAGGCCGAGGUCGAGGGCGUCGAUGGCACCUGGAAGGAACUCACGGAUAACGUCAACACCAUGGCUGCCAAUUUGACGACACAGGUACGAUCGAUUGCUGAGGUUACCACUGCUGUAGCCUGCGGAGACUUGAGCAAAACUAUCGACGUUGAGGCCCAGGGUGAGAUUUCAGAACUCAAGAAGACUGUCAACUCAAUGGUGGAGCAGCUCAGGACAUUUGCCGCCGAGGUCACUCGUGUCGCUCGCGAGGUCGGUACUGAGGGCAAGCUGGGUGGUCAAGCCGAGGUCGAGGGUGUCGAUGGUACCUGGAAGGAGCUGACCGAUAACGUCAACACCAUGGCCGCCAACUUGACAGCCCAGGUGCGUGAUAUUGCCGAUGUCAGCAAGGCCGUCGCCAAGGGAGACCUGACCCAGAAGAUCUCAGUGGACGCCAAGGGAGAGAUUCUUGACCUGAAGAACACGAUCAACAUUAUGGUGGACCAACUGUCCACUUUCUCAGCCGAGGUCACGCGUGUCGCUCGCGAGGUCGGCACCGAAGGAAAGUUGGGUGGCCAGGCCGAGGUUGAGGGCGUUGAUGGUACCUGGAAGGAGUUGACUGAUAACGUCAACACCAUGGCUGCCAACUUGACGACCCAAGUACGAUCUAUCGCUGAGGUUACCACGGCUGUAGCCUGCGGAGACUUGAGCAAAACUAUCGACGUUGAGGCCCAGGGUGAGAUUUCAGAACUCAAGAAGACUGUCAACUCAAUGGUGGAGCAGCUCAGGACGUUUGCCGCCGAGGUCACUCGUGUCGCUCGCGAGGUCGGUACUGAGGGCAAGCUGGGUGGUCAAGCCGAGGUCGAGGGUGUCGAUGGUACCUGGAAAGAACUGACUGACAACGUGAAUACCAUGGCCGCCAACUUGACAGCCCAGGUGCGUGAUAUUGCCGAUGUCAGCAAGGCUGUUGCCAAGGGAGACCUGACCCAGAAGAUCUCAGUGGACGCCAAGGGAGAGAUUCUUGACCUGAAGAACACGAUCAACAUUAUGGUGGACCAACUGUCCACUUUCUCAGCCGAGGUCACGCGUGUCGCUCGCGAGGUCGGCACCGAAGGAAAGUUGGGUGGCCAGGCCGAGGUUGAGGGUGUUGAUGGUACCUGGAAAGAACUGACCGACAACGUGAAUACCAUGGCCGCCAAUUUGACGGCCCAGGUGCGGUCUAUUGCCGAAGUUACUACCGCUGUCGCUUGUGGAGACCUGAGGAAGACUAUCGAUGUUGAGGCCCAAGGCGAGAUCUCUGAGUUGAAAAAGACUGUCAACUCCAUGGUGGAGCAGCUGAGGACAUUUGCUGCCGAGGUCACUCGUGUCGCUCGAGAGGUCGGUACCGAGGGUAAACUCGGAGGCCAGGCUCAUGUCAAGGGAGUGGACGGUACCUGGAAGGAACUUACAGACAACGUCAACACCAUGGCAGCGAACUUGACAACGCAGGUGCGUGACAUCGCCAGUGUCAGUAAGGCCGUCGCUCGUGGAGACUUGACCAAGAAGAUCACUGUCGAGGUCAAGGGAGAGAUGAUGGACCUUAAACACACCAUCAACAUCAUGGUGGACCAGCUCCAAGAAUUCGCAACCGAGGUCACCCGAGUGAGUCUCGAGGUCGGAACGGAAGGAAAGCUUGGUGGUCAGGCCGAUGUGAAAGACGUCAGUGGAACAUGGAAGGAACUGACGGACAAUGUCAACACGAUGGCUGCCAAUUUGACGACACAAGUACGAUCCAUCGCUGAGGUUACCACCGCCGUCGCCUGUGGUGAUCUGAGCAAGACCAUUGAUGUUGAGGCUCAAGGAGAGAUCUCUGAGCUAAAGCUGACAGUGAACUCGAUGGUGGAGCAGCUCAGGACGUUUGCCGCUGAAGUCACGCGUGUCGCUCGCGAGGUCGGUACUGAGGGCAAGUUGGGAGGUCAAGCGCAUGUCAAGGGCGUCGACGGUACUUGGAAAGAGUUGACCGAUAACGUGAAUACCAUGGCUGCUAAUUUGACAGCCCAGGUCCGAUCCAUUGCCGAGGUUACCACUGCAGUCGCCUGCGGAGAUUUGAGCAAGACGAUUGAGGUCGAAGCACAGGGCGAAAUCUCUGAGCUGAAGAAGACUGUCAACUCCAUGGUUGAACAGUUGAGGACGUUUGCUGCUGAAGUCACCCGUGUUGCCCGUGAGGUCGGAACCGAGGGACGACUGGGAGGACAGGCCGAGGUUGAAGACGUCGGCGGUACAUGGAGAGAACUGACUGAGAACGUCAAUACCAUGGCUUCUAAUCUGACAACACAGGUGCGUGACAUUGCCAAUGUCAGUAAAGCUGUCGCUAAGGGUGACCUGACACAGAAGAUCUCAGUGGAUGCCAAGGGAGAGAUUCUCGAUCUCAAGAACACGAUCAACAUCAUGGUCGACCAACUGUCCACUUUUUCAGCAGAAGUAACACGUGUUGCCCGCGAGGUCGGCACGGAGGGAAAGCUCGGUGGUCAGGCUGAAGUCAAGGGCGUUGAUGGCACUUGGAAGGAGCUGACUGAUAAUGUCAACACCAUGGCUGCCAACUUGACGGCGCAAGUACGGUCGAUUGCCGAGGUCACAACUGCAGUCGCCUGCGGAGACUUAAGCAAGACGAUUGAGGUCGAAGCACAGGGCGAAAUCUCUGAGCUGAAGCUGACCGUAAACUCCAUGGUGGAACAACUCCGGACGUUUGCCGCUGAAGUCACACGUGUUGCCCGUGAAGUCGGAACUGAAGGAAAACUCGGUGGCCAGGCUCAUGUCAAGGGCGUCGAUGGUACCUGGAAGGAACUCACGGAUAACGUCAACACCAUGGCAGCGAACUUGACGACCCAGGUGCGUGAUAUUGCCAGCGUCAGUAAGGCUGUUGCUAGAGGAGAUCUAUCCAAGAAGAUCACUGUCGAGGUUAAAGGAGAGAUGAUGGAUCUCAAACAUACCAUCAACACCAUGGUGGACCAGCUUCAGGAGUUCGCCACAGAAGUCAGUCGUGUCAGUUUGGAAGUCGGCACUGAAGGAAAGCUGGGCGGACAAGCAAACGUUCGUAAUGUUGAUGGAGUUUGGAAGGAACUCACUGGCAACGUCAACACCAUGGCCGCUAAUUUGACGACCCAGGUACGAUCGAUUGCUCAAGUCACCACCGCUGUCGCCUGCGGUGACUUGAGCAAAACGAUCGAUGUCGAGGCGCAGGGAGAGAUUUCAGAGCUAAAGAAAACUGUCAACUCCAUGGUGGAACAGUUGAGGACGUUCGCUGCUGAGGUCACACGUGUUGCCCGUGAAGUCGGAACUGAAGGCAAGUUGGGAGGUCAAGCGCAUGUCAAGGGCGUCGAUGGUACCUGGAAGGAGCUCACGGACAAUGUCAACACCAUGGCUGCCAAUCUCACAGCACAGGUGCGUGAUAUUGCCAGCGUCAGUAAGGCCGUCGCCAAGGGUGACUUGUCCAAAAAGAUUUCCGUGGAGGUCCAAGGAGAGAUGAUGGACCUUAAGCACACUAUCAACACCAUGGUGGAUCAAUUGCAGGAGUUUGCAACUGAGGUCAGUCGUGUCAGUUUAGAGGUCGGUACCGAGGGCAAACUCGGUGGACAGGCCGUUGUCGAGGAUGUCAGUGGAACUUGGAAGGAGUUGACGGACAAUGUCAACACCAUGGCAUCAAAUCUUACUACGCAGGUACGAUCCAUUGCUGAGGUUACCACUGCAGUCGCCUGCGGAGACCUGAGCAAGACCAUUGAUGUCGAAGCCCAAGGCGAAAUCUCUGAGUUGAAGAAGACUGUCAACUCCAUGGUGGAACAAUUGAGGACGUUCGCCGCUGAAGUCACGCGUGUCGCUCGUGAGGUCGGUACCGAGGGCAAACUAGGUGGCCAGGCUCAUGUCAAGGGCGUCGAUGGUACCUGGAAGGAACUCACGGACAAUGUCAACACCAUGGCAGCGAACUUGACGACCCAGGUGCGUGAUAUUGCCAGUGUCAGUAAAGCCGUCGCUCGUGGAGACUUGACCAAGAAGAUCACUGUCGAGGUCAAGGGAGAGAUGAUGGACCUUAAGCAUACCAUCAACAUCAUGGUCGACCAGCUACAAGAGUUUGCGACAGAGGUAACUCGUGUGAGUCUCGAGGUCGGUACGGAAGGAAAGCUUGGCGGUCAGGCGGAUGUGAAGGAUGUGAGCGGAACAUGGAAGGAACUUACGGACAAUGUCAACACGAUGGCUGCCAAUUUGACGACUCAAGUGCGAUCCAUCGCUGAGGUUACCACCGCCGUCGCCUGCGGAGACCUGAGCAAGACGAUUGAUGUUGAGGCCCAGGGCGAAAUCUCUGAGUUGAAGAAGACCGUAAAUUCCAUGGUGGAACAACUCAGGACGUUUGCCGCCGAGGUCACUCGUGUCGCUCGUGAGGUCGGAACCGAGGGCAAACUAGGUGGCCAGGCUCAUGUCAAGGGUGUCGAUGGUACCUGGAAGGAGCUCACGGACAAUGUCAACACCAUGGCUGCCAAUCUCACAGCACAGGUGCGUGAUAUUGCCAGCGUCAGUAAGGCCGUCGCCAAGGGUGACUUGUCCAAAAAGAUUUCCGUUGAAGUUAAGGGUGAGAUGAUGGAUCUUAAGCAUACCAUCAAUACCAUGGUGGAUCAACUUCAGGAAUUCGCCACUGAGGUAACCCGAGUGAGUCUUGAGGUCGGUACCGAGGGUAAACUCGGUGGUCAAGCUGUUGUCAAGGAUGUGAGCGGAACCUGGAAGGAAUUAACAGACAAUGUCAACACCAUGGCAUCGAACCUUACUACACAAGUACGAUCCAUCGCUGAGGUUACCACUGCUGUUGCCUGUGGAGAUCUAAGUAAGACUAUUGACGUACAGGCCCAAGGAGAGAUCUCUGAACUUAAGAAAACCGUAAAUUCCAUGGUGGAGCAGCUCAGGAUGUUUGCCGCUGAGGUCACCCGUGUCGCCCGCGAGGUCGGAACUGAAGGAAACCUUGGCGGCCAGGCCGAGGUCGAGGGCGUCGAUGGCACCUGGAAGGAACUCACGGAUAACGUCAACACCAUGGCUGCCAAUUUGACGACACAGGUACGAUCGAUUGCUGAGGUUACCACUGCUGUAGCCUGCGGAGACUUGAGCAAAACUAUCGACGUUGAGGCCCAGGGUGAGAUUUCAGAACUCAAGAAGACUGUCAACUCAAUGGUGGAGCAGCUCAGGACAUUUGCCGCCGAGGUCACUCGUGUCGCUCGCGAGGUCGGUACUGAGGGCAAGCUGGGUGGUCAAGCCGAGGUCGAGGGUGUCGAUGGUACCUGGAAAGAACUGACUGACAACGUGAAUACCAUGGCCGCCAACUUGACAGCCCAGGUGCGUGAUAUUGCCGAUGUCAGCAAGGCCGUCGCCAAGGGAGACCUGACCCAGAAGAUCUCAGUGGACGCCAAGGGAGAGAUUCUUGACCUGAAGAACACGAUCAACAUUAUGGUGGACCAACUGUCCACUUUCUCAGCCGAGGUCACGCGUGUCGCUCGCGAGGUCGGCACCGAAGGAAAGUUGGGUGGCCAGGCCGAGGUUGAGGGUGUUGAUGGUACCUGGAAAGAACUGACCGACAACGUGAAUACCAUGGCCGCCAAUUUGACGGCCCAGGUGCGGUCUAUUGCCGAAGUCACUACCGCUGUCGCAUGUGGCGACCUAAGUAAGACUAUCGAUGUCGAAGCACAAGGCGAGAUCUCUGAGUUGAAAAAGACUGUCAACUCCAUGGUGGAGCAGCUGAGGACAUUUGCUGCCGAGGUCACUCGUGUCGCUCGAGAGGUCGGUACCGAGGGUAAACUCGGAGGCCAGGCUCAUGUCAAGGGAGUGGACGGUACCUGGAAGGAACUUACAGACAACGUCAACACCAUGGCAGCGAACUUGACAACGCAGGUGCGUGACAUCGCCAGUGUCAGUAAGGCCGUCGCUCGUGGAGACUUGACCAAGAAGAUCACUGUCGAGGUCAAGGGAGAGAUGAUGGACCUUAAACACACCAUCAACAUCAUGGUGGACCAGCUCCAAGAAUUCGCAACCGAGGUCACCCGAGUGAGUCUCGAGGUCGGAACGGAAGGAAAGCUUGGUGGUCAGGCCGAUGUGAAAGACGUCAGUGGAACAUGGAAGGAACUGACGGACAAUGUCAACACCAUGGCUAGUAACUUGACAACUCAGGUACGAUCCAUCGCUGAGGUUACCACCGCCGUCGCCUGUGGUGACCUGAGCAAGACCAUUGAUGUUGAGGCUCAAGGAGAGAUCUCUGAGCUGAAGAAGACUGUCAACUCGAUGGUAGAACAGUUGAGGACGUUCGCUGCUGAGGUCACGCGUGUUGCCCGUGAAGUUGGAACUGAGGGUAAGUUGGGAGGUCAAGCGCAUGUCAAGGGUGUUGAUGGUACCUGGAAGGAGCUCACGGACAAUGUCAACACCAUGGCUGCCAAUCUCACAGCACAGGUGCGUGAUAUUGCCAGUGUCAGUAAAGCCGUCGCUCGUGGAGACUUGACCAAGAAGAUCACUGUCGAGGUCAAGGGAGAGAUGAUGGACCUUAAGCAUACCAUCAACAUCAUGGUCGACCAGCUACAAGAGUUUGCGACAGAGGUAACUCGUGUGAGUCUCGAGGUCGGUACGGAAGGAAAGCUUGGCGGUCAGGCGGAUGUGAAGGAUGUGAGCGGAACAUGGAAGGAGCUUACGGACAAUGUCAACACGAUGGCUGCCAAUUUGACGACUCAAGUGCGAUCCAUCGCUGAGGUUACCACCGCCGUCGCCUGCGGAGACCUGAGCAAGACGAUUGAUGUUGAGGCCCAGGGUGAGAUUUCUGAGCUGAAAAAGACCGUAAAUUCCAUGGUGGAACAACUCAGGACGUUUGCCGCCGAGGUCACUCGUGUCGCUCGCGAGGUCGGUACUGAGGGCAAGCUGGGUGGUCAAGCCGAGGUCGAGGGUGUCGAUGGUACCUGGAAAGAACUGACUGACAACGUGAAUACCAUGGCCGCCAACUUGACAGCCCAGGUGCGUGAUAUUGCCGAUGUCAGCAAGGCCGUCGCCAAGGGAGACCUGACCCAGAAGAUCUCAGUGGACGCCAAGGGAGAGAUUCUUGACCUGAAGAACACGAUCAACAUUAUGGUGGACCAACUGUCCACUUUCUCAGCCGAGGUCACGCGUGUCGCUCGCGAGGUCGGCACCGAAGGAAAGUUGGGUGGCCAGGCCGAGGUUGAGGGCGUUGAUGGUACCUGGAAGGAGUUGACUGAUAACGUCAACACCAUGGCUUCCAAUCUUACAACUCAAGUCCGAUCCAUUGCCGAAGUCACGACAGCAGUCGCUUGUGGUGACCUGAGUAAGACUAUUGAUGUUGAGGCCCAAGGCGAGAUCUCUGAGUUGAAGAAGACUGUCAACUCCAUGGUUGAACAGUUGAGGACGUUUGCUGCCGAGGUUACGCGUGUCGCUCGUGAAGUCGGUACUGAGGGCAGGUUGGGCGGCCAGGCCGAGGUUGAAGACGUUGGUGGUACGUGGAGGGAGUUGACUGAGAACGUGAAUACCAUGGCAGCCAAUCUCACAACUCAAGUGCGUGACAUUGCAGACGUCAGUAAAGCCGUCGCUCGCGGGGACCUGACCAAGAAGAUUACUGUUAACGUCAAGGGUGAAAUCUUGGAUCUGAAGAACACUAUUAAUUCGAUGGUGGAUCAACUAUCGAUGUUCGCUAAUGAGGUGACGCGUGUCGCGCGCGAGGUCGGCACUGAGGGUAAGUUGGGAGUACAAGCGCAGGUCCAAGAUGUGCGUGGAACGUGGAAGGAGAUCACUUCGAACGUCAACACCAUGGCUUCCAACUUGACUGCGCAAGUGCGUGCUUUCGCCUCGAUCUCAACUGCCGCCACCGAUGGUGACUUUACACAAUUCAUCACUGUGGAGGCCUCGGGUGAGAUGGACUCUCUUAAGACCAAGAUCAACCAGAUGGUGUAUGAUCUCCGUGAGAGUAUCCAGAAGAACACUGCUGCUCGUGAAGCAGCAGAAUUGGCGAACCGCUCAAAGUCUGAGUUCCUGGCUAACAUGUCGCAUGAGAUCAGAACUCCUAUGAACGGUAUUAUUGGAAUGACCAGUCUGACCUUGGAGACAGAACUUACUCGACAGCAGCGUGAGAACUUGGUGAUUGUCAGUCAUCUGGCCCACUCUCUGUUGACCAUUAUUGAUGAUAUCCUCGAUAUUUCCAAGAUCGAGGCUGGUAAAAUGACGAUUGAGCAGGCUCCAUUCUCUCUUCGAACCCAGGCGUUUGGUGUGUUAAAGACGCUCGCAGUCAAGGCGCACCAGAAGAAACUUGAUCUCAUCUACAACGUCCACAAUGAUUUCCCAGAUCAGCUUGUCGGCGAUCCUUUGCGACUGCGCCAGGUUAUCACCAACCUCAUCGGAAACGCUAUCAAGUUUACAACAGAAGGAAGUGUUGUCCUGGACUGCGUGUGCAAAAACAAGACGGAUAAUGGUGUUGAGCUCCAGUUCUGUGUCUCGGAUACGGGUAUUGGAAUCCAGAGCGACAAGAUCGAGGUUGUCUUUGACACUUUCUGCCAGGCGGAUGGUUCGACUACGCGCAAGUACGGUGGCACUGGUCUCGGUCUAUCCAUCUCGAAGCGUCUCGUUACUUUGAUGGGAGGUGAUCUUUGGGUCAACAGUACGUUCGGAAAAGGAUCUCAGUUCUUCUUCACGGUCCGGUUCAACACAGGUACCAUGUCCUGGGACCAAAUCAACUUGAAGACAAAGCCCUAUAUUGGACGUCACAUCCUCUACAUGGGUACGAUGCGCGACGAAGUCAUUUCGCGCUCUGUCAUGAAAACACUGGAGGAGCUCAGGUUCAAGGCCACACAUGUGGCAUCGCUCGAACAAGCCGCCGCAAUUGUCCCGCUUUCUGGCCCGAGUACAUCGGCCCAGGAGAAGUCCAUGUUUGAUGUGAUCAUUGUUGACAAUGUCAAAGAUAUCCGCAAGAUUAAGGAGAUUGGAAUGCUUCGAUUCCUGCCAAUUGUGCUUUUAUCCAUGACGACACCUUAUAUCAGCAUGAAGGUCUGUCAGGAGCUGGGUAUUGCCAGUUACUUCAACCCACCAGUUCAACUGCCCGACUUGAUGAACGCGCUUUUGCCGGCAUUCGAGUCCGCUUCUGCCCUCCCCUCGGAUGCUGAGCACGCCAUUCCCUUGCAUAUUCUCUUGGCCGAGGACAAUGUUGUCAACCAGAAGUUGGCAGUUCGAAUCCUUGAGAAGUUCGGGCACAAGGUCACGAUUGUAUCGAACGGCAAGAUGGCUGUCGAGUGCUACGACACUAAGCACUUUGAUCUGAUUUUAAUGGAUGUCCAGAUGCCCAUUAUGGGAGGAUUUGAGGCGACGCAGGAGAUUCGAAAGCUGGAGCUUUUGAAGGGCAAGAACGAGCAUCUGCCGAUCAUUGCCUUGACAGCACACGCCAUGAUUGGCGACCGAGAGAAAUGUCUUUCUGCUGGAAUGGAUGAAUACAUUACGAAACCACUUCGCGUCAACGAGCUGAUUGCGACGAUCAACAAGUUCCCACCCAAGAACUGUCCUGAUCUUGCACAGCAUGACCCGUACUACGAAUACCCUCUGCGAACGAACUUUAGCAUUCCCCAAGAUACCAAGACCAAUUUUUUGUUUAAGAAGCCUUAA
Gamsiella multidivaricata is the source of this 11697-nucleotide messenger RNA. RefSeq lists its product as uncharacterized. Lineage: Eukaryota; Fungi; Mortierellomycota; Mortierellomycetes; Mortierellales; Mortierellaceae. Gene Ontology annotation, molecular function: phosphorelay sensor kinase activity. Bases 1 to 11697 code for a protein of 3898 amino acids. Gene Ontology annotation, biological process: phosphorylation; phosphorelay signal transduction system. Gene Ontology annotation, cellular component: membrane. The transcript is spliced from 11 exons. The record is from RefSeq and is a predicted model, not a curated record.